This is a messenger RNA of Helianthus annuus (common sunflower), 1567 nucleotides long. Its product is annotated as lysophospholipid acyltransferase LPEAT1. Gene Ontology annotation, cellular component: endoplasmic reticulum. Gene Ontology annotation, biological process: phospholipid metabolic process. Gene Ontology annotation, molecular function: lysophosphatidylethanolamine acyltransferase activity. The transcript is spliced from 9 exons. The record is from RefSeq and is a predicted model, not a curated record. NCBI's taxonomy places the organism in Eukaryota, Viridiplantae, Streptophyta, Magnoliopsida, Asterales, Asteraceae. Bases 150 to 1286 code for a protein of 378 amino acids.
ACAAUAUUAAAACCGUAAUGGUUGAGAUCACGGACUCACGGUGGGUACUUCCCCUAUCAUCUCUCAAACUAAUCUAACUCCACCGCUUCCCACCACCGCGAUCCACCACUCUCCCCCAUCAUCAUAUGAACCCCAAUCACCCAUCAUAAAUGGCUUCAGAACUCCAAGAUUUAUCCUCAAAACCCCAAUCUCACCCCGAUCCCCACGAUCAAGACGACCACCCUCUUCUCAGCCCCACCACACCCACCACCCCCACCCCACCCCCACCUCUCCCCACAAUCGAAGAACUCGAGAAGAAGUACGCGGCGUACGUUAGACACGAUGUUUACGGGACCAUGGGGUGCGGAGAACUGCCGUGGACAGAGAAACUUUUGUUGGGUUUUGCUGUUGUGACGCUGCUGCCGUUGCGGGUGGUUUUAGCGACAACUGUGGUGGUCUUGUAUUACUUGAUUUGUCGGGUUUGUACUCUGUUUGUGGUGCCCAAUAGAGAAGAGGAAGAUGGGCAGGAGGAUUAUGCGCAUUUGGGUGGGUGGAGGAGGAGUGUUUUGUAUUGGUCGGGUCGGGUUCUUUCGAGAGUUAUGUUGUUUGUGUUUGGGUUUUAUUGGAUUCAGGAGAGUUGCAGGGGGUUAGAUCAGGUGGAUUGCAACGAGCAAUCGGAGGAACUUGAAAGGCCUGGAGUACUAGUAUCAAACCAUGUUUCACAUAUGGAUAUUUUGUAUCACAUGUCUUCAUCGUUUCCGAGUUUUGUUGCCAAGAGAUCGGUGGGCAAGCUUCCUCUGGUUGGCCUUAUAAGCAAAUGCCUUGGUUGUGUUUAUGUUCAGCGGGAGUCAAAAUCAUCGAGUACAAAGGGUGUCUCAGCGGUCGUUAACGAGAGAAUUCAGGAAGCUCACAAAGACAAGUCUGCACCAAUGAUGAUGCUCUUUCCAGAAGGGACAACUACAAAUGGCGAUUACAUACUUCCAUUUAAAACCGGUGCAUUUCUGGCAAAAGCUCCUGUUCUUCCGGUUAUUUUGAAAUAUCCGUAUGAACGAUUUAGCCCUGCAUGGGAAUCAAUAUCAGGGGCACGCCAUGUGAUAUUGCUGUUGUGUCAAUUUGUAAAUUAUAUGACAGUAACAAGGUUACCGGUUUAUUACCCGUCACAAGAAGAGAAAGAUAACCCAAAACUAUAUGCCGAAAAUGUACGGAGAUUAAUGGCCCGUGAGGGGAAGCUAAUAAUAACAGACAUUGGAUUGGCGGAAAAGCGAGUAUACCAUGCGGCACUCAAUGGUUUGUUAUGUCAAGGGUAGACUGAGAUACACAGAUACAGAUGCAUCUGUAAAUACAUUUGUUAUUUUUAUAUUUUUUUUAGAAAAAAGUUAAUGAUAUAAGUAGUGAAAAUUUAAAAAAAGGGUGGUCUGAACAAGUGACAUAACUACUUGGAAAAUGUAUCACUUGGAAAAUGUAUCACUGGAUUUUGGAGUGGCUAUGGAAGGUGCAUCCCUGCUGAUUGUUGCUGCUGAAGGUCCAAAUAUGUUUAUAUGAAACACCUAAAGUUGGCUUGAUUGUUAAGAUAAGUUAAUAUGCUAAA